AUGUCCGACCAAUUCUCUUCAUCCGACGACGAAUCCCUCAUCGGCCAGGACGUGACAGAAACGUCAACGCCGCUGCCGACCGAUGGAAAGAGCCCUGACGCUCACACACCGAAAGCCUCAGCAACCCAACCGGAUUACCGACCCAGACGCCCAGCGUCUCGUACACCAAGACGCCGAAAAUCACCUUCUCCUCCACCAUCUAGGCAUCCACCAUCUUCCCCAGCAUCAUCAUACGCUUCAGCACAUCCAGCAAUCCCGGCAAUAGAGAAAUGGACUGUUCUUAGUCUUAGGCAAGCUCUAACCAACGCUGACAUAUACUACUCCAAGAAAAUGAAUAAAGCGGAACUCUACAAUCUUUUCAUCUCACUUCAACCAACUCCUCGAUCUCCAAAAUCUACCCCCCGCCGCAAAGCAACAAACAAAACUAAACACCACAAAACUCCAUCUCUGCACUCACCAAAUAACGGUCAUCCUUCUUCCCUCGCAAGACCGGUUCCGUCAUGUCACACCAGGAAACCUUCAGCCAGUUUAGGUCGUGCUCCAGAUCCCGUCGCCAAGUCACCAGUACAUCCUCGCUCCGCCGAGCGACGCAAAGCAGCUUGCAGUGCACCGCACGCCACAACACUUUUCUCCGAUACAGGUCUCCCAUCAAGCUCAAAUGCGUUUCCGCCAGCAGCAAUGGCCCCGCCUCCACAAGCCUUCUCUAACCCUUUCUCCUGUCCAUGGCCUGCGGCUCCACCCUCUGUCUCGAACGCGAGUAUACUUCCGCUCGCAGCGCAGGCUCAGGCGUCAACACAAUUUCAGCAGCUUCCACCUCCCCCCCCACCGCCUUUCAUUCCCCAAACCCCAAUAAUCGAUGCGAGGUUUCCUCCGCAAACAGUCUCAGCAACAACUUCCAACAUACCAACUAAAUCUCCUUACACCUUGUUCACCGCAACGCCGAUGCCCCUCCCACCAAACGCUACGGCUCUAGAACCCCCCCCCCCCGUCACAAACAACAUCAGAGCACAGAUCCUCACAGUCUCGCUUUGCCUUUCAGAAAUUCAGGCAGCUUGCACCAGAAGCAGACCCACACCCUACUCCAGUACCUCACUAUUCAGAACUGAUAUUCCCAUAAACCACCCUUUGAAAUCCCUCCUCGAUGCAUCCCUAGAUACCAUCCUCCAUGCCGUAUCUCCCAGAACCCUUCAAACCUAUCUAACUGCUUGGAAAUGCUUUAAGACCUUUCACUCCUCUUACAAUCUGAUUUUUCCUGACUUUUCCAUGCUCACUAUCACCUCAUUUAUAUCCUACCUCAAUCACCACAAAAACCUCCUAGCCAGCUCCAUCAAAGGAUAUCUAAGUGGAAUCCAAUUUUUCCAUAAACUCAUAUUUGGCUCACCCUCCCCAGUAAUAGGCAGCACCCAGACAUCCAUGCUCGUCAAAGGCAUCCAAAGAACUCACCCCACCCGCCCCGACGCAAGACAGCCUAUAACCCUGGAAAUACUCACUAAAUGCAUCUCCACCCUCCGUAGAGGUUACCACUCCACGAACACCGCCCACACACUCGACACAAUGUUCAUUUUGGCCUUUUUUGGUUUCCUCAGAUGCUCAGAACUCUCUAUCACUUCAAAUUUCAAUCCGAAUAUACACCCCACAGUUUCAGAUCUAUCACUUCUGGACAACGACACCAUCUCCUAUUUCAUCAAACAAAGCAAGACAGAUCAAAUGAGGAAAGGUCAUUUCAUUUACAUCUUCAAUCUCCCUUCACCAAUUCAACCAUACCAGACUCUCCUAGCCUACUUGCAUUUCAUAAACUCCCAAGCUAGAUCUACAUCAGACCCACUCUUCACAGACGACUACAAACGCCCUGUUACACGUUUCUGGUUCCAAAAACACCUAAAAACCGUCUUACUUCAAUCUGGCAUCCCAGCAGACCUCUUCUCCAGCCAUUCCUUCCGCAUAGGGGCGGCAACUACAGCCGCCCAAAAAGGCCUAUCUCAACAACAGAUCCAAGCACUCGGACGCUGGUCAUCAGAGGCUUUCAAGACCUACAUUCGAUCAAACCGCUCUCACAUCAAAGAAGCCCAGCGAACCCUUAUCAGCUGAUCACAACAGAACCAG
Molecule: messenger RNA, 2103 nt
Organism: Misgurnus anguillicaudatus (oriental weatherfish)
Lineage: Eukaryota; Metazoa; Chordata; Actinopteri; Cypriniformes; Cobitidae
Source: RefSeq, a predicted model, not a curated record